Erythranthe guttata (spotted monkey flower) is the source of this 974-nucleotide messenger RNA. RefSeq names its product nascent polypeptide-associated complex subunit alpha-like protein 2. The record is from RefSeq and is a predicted model, not a curated record. Gene Ontology annotation, cellular component: nascent polypeptide-associated complex. Lineage: Eukaryota; Viridiplantae; Streptophyta; Magnoliopsida; Lamiales; Phrymaceae.
ACGCAACAAACUCAUCACUCUCAAAUCUCCUUUUGCCUCUCUCUCUCUCUCUCUCUCUCUCACUUUCUCACAGCUCCCCAAACAUUCUGCAGCCAUGGGAGUUCCCGUUUUUGAAUCAACUGAAGCCCCCAAAAAGCUUCCGGUACAGGAUUUGCCAUUGGUGGAGGAUGUCAAGGAAGACGAGGAUCACGAUGAUUUCGCUGAUUAUUCCGACGCCGAUGAUGACGUCAGCCCUGGUGCAAACGAUAGUAACAAGCAAAGCAGAAGCGAGAAGAAAAGCCGUAAGGCGAUGUUGAAACUCGGAAUGAAACCUAUUACCGGCGUUAGUAGGGUUACCAUCAAGAGAACCAAAAACAUAAUGUUCUUCAUCUCGAAGCCGGAUGUUUUCAAGAGCCCAAAUUCCGAAACCUACGUUAUAUUCGGAGAAGCCAAGAUUGAGGAUUUGAGCUCUCAAAUUCAGACGCAAGCUGCUCAGCAGUUCCGGAUUCCCGACAAGGAAUCUGUAAUGGCAAAAUCGGAAUUAUUCCACUCUGCUGCAUUUGGACAGGUGGACGAGGAAGAGGAAGAUGUUGAAGAAGUCGACGAGACAGGUGUCGAGCCACGUGACAUUGAUUUGGUAAUGACGCAAGCAGGCGUGUCCAGGAAUAAGGCAGUCAAGGCUCUCCAGACUCAAAGUGGUGACAUUGUUAGUGCCAUUAUGGAGUUGACCAACUAAACACGGUUCGUAAUUAACCCGCAAAUUGAAGCUUGCAUUUUUUCUUUUUUAAUAAUUUUUUUUUUUGCGAGUGGCGAUUUGAAUUUCGUUAUCUUGAUUUAGCUUAUAGCAUAGUUGAGUGAUGAAAUUUUGCUGCCUUGUUUUCCGUUUUGCUGGUGAAGAUUGUGUGCAGUUGAGGCACAUGAAUCUUCGUUCGACAUUGUCCAUAAUAAUUUGAGAAUUAGUUUAGCGUAUGAUUACAUUCCGUAUUUGAAGUGCA